GCCGCGUUGCGGGCUCCGGGGAAGGGAGAGGGUCCAGCCCUACCGAGACCGGCCCGGGAAGGGCGGUGCGAGCCACCGGACGGCCCCCAGAAGGGACGAUGGGGGUACCCGGGGUGGCCCGGGGAGCGGCCAGAGCGUACCUCCCUUUCAGGACCGUGCGCUCGGCUCGCGCCUUUGAAGUGCACAGUUAAAUCCACAGCGCAGUUUUUGUUGGAAGCGCCCGGAGGACAUUUGGUGCGCGGAGUGACUGCUGGAAACAGGACCUGUGUUGAAAGCCGGGCGGGCGGGGGCCGGAGGGGCCGGGGGCGGCCGCGGCGGGGGCGGAGGCCCACUCGGAUCUUUUGCAUAAAAGGGGCGGCGGGGAGCGCCGCUUCCCCUCCUUCGCGGGUGGAUCUCGCUCUAAUCCCGGAUUGUUUCCCCACAUCCCCUGCCCCUGCGGCACGACUCCCCAUGUUCCCCGACGCCGGGACCGGCCCGGGGGGGCCCGGGGCUGCUGCGAGCCGAUCCGGGGGCUGGGGCCGGGGCCCUGCCCGGGGCGCCUGCGAGGUCUCUCCACGGAGCGCGCGCGUGGAUCUAUGAAAGGAGGCUCAGAUGAGCCCCUGCUGACUUGAGAGAGUAAGAGAGACCACGCUGAUUGCUGAGAGGAACUGGAAGAAGAAAAAAAAAAAAACAGCACUCAAACUCAGUGAGAAGAACUCACUCAUCAUGAGUAGCAGCUCUGUGUUGGUGACUCGCCUGCCAGACCCCAGCAGCAGCUUCCGAGAGGAUGCCCCCCGGCCCCCCGUUCCGGGAGAAGAAGGGGAGACCCCACCUUGCCAGCCCUGGGUGGGAAAGGGCCAGGUCACAAAACCCAUGCCUGUCUCCUCCAACACCAGGCGGAAUGAGGAUGGGUUGGGUGAGCCCGAGGGACGGGCGUCUCCUGAUUCCCCUCUGACCAGGUGGACCAAGUCCUUGCACUCCUUGUUGGGCGAUCAAGACGGUGCUUAUCUCUUCCGGACUUUCCUGGAGAGGGAGAAAUGCGUGGAUACCUUAGACUUCUGGUUUGCCUGCAACGGAUUCAGGCAGAUGAACCUGAAGGAUACCAAAACUCUGCGAGUUGCCAAAGCAAUCUACAAAAGGUACAUUGAGAACAACAGCAUUGUCUCCAAGCAGCUGAAACCUGCCACAAAGACCUACAUAAGAGAUGGCAUCAAGAAGCAACAGAUUGAUUCCAUCAUGUUUGACCAGGCGCAGACCGAGAUCCAGUCAGUGAUGGAGGAAAAUGCCUACCAGAUGUUUUUGACUUCUGAUAUAUACCUCGAAUAUGUGAGGAGUGGGGGAGAAAACACAGCUUACAUGACUAACGGGGGACUGGGCAGCCUAAAGGUCGUGUGUGGCUAUCUCCCCACCUUGAAUGAAGAAGAAGAGUGGACUUGUGCUGACUUAAAGUGCAAACUUUCACCCACUGUGGUUGGCUUGUCCAGCAAAACUCUGAGGGCUACAGCGAAUGUGAGGUCCACAGAAACUGUUGAAAAUGGAUACAGGGUGAGAAGGACUUUUAACUGCUUUCCCUACUCCAGUCCUGGGUGGCAGCUCCUUGAAUUCCUGCUCAGCCCUCCGGGUUCGUGUUGCUUCCACCUGUACCAGGGAGCCACCCCUGGCCAUUCAUCUGGAAAUGUCCUCUCCAUCAUUAGCUCUGCCAGGAUUACCUCUCCAAGGCCCUUCAAGAGGAGCGAGCCUGUUAAUCCAUACCACAUAGGUUCUGGCUACGUCUUUGCGCCAGCCACCAGUGCCAACGACAGCGAGAUAUCCAGUGAUGCACUGACCGAUGACUCCAUGUCCAUGACGGACAGUAGUGUAGAUGGAAUCCCUCCGUACCGCGUGGGGAGUAAGAAACAGCUCCAGAGAGAAAUGCAUCGCAGCGUGAAGGCCAAUGGCCAAGUGUCUCUACCUCAUUUCCCGAGAACCCACCGCCUGCCCAAGGAGAUGACCCCUGUGGACCCCGCCGCCUUCGCGGCUGAGCUGAUCUCCAGGCUGGAGAAGCUGCAGCUGGAGCUUGAGAGUCGGCACAGCCUGGAGCAGCGGCUGCAGCAGAUCCGAGAGGAUGAAGAGAAGGAGGGCUCCGAGCUCGCACUGAGCUCCCGGGACGCGCCCACCCAACACCCCCUCUGCCUCCUGCCCUCCAGCAGUUACGAGGAGGACCCGCAGACGAUUCUGGACGACCACCUGUCCAGGGUCCUCAAGACCCCUGGCUGCCAGUCCCCCGGCGUGGGCCGCUACAGCCCCCGCUCACACUCCCCCGACCACCACCACCACCCCCAGCUGUACCACCCCCUCCUCCCUCCCGGGGGCAAGCUGCCCCCCGCUGCCUCCCCAGCCGGCUGCCCCCUCCUCGGGGCCAAGGGCUUCGUGACCAAGCAGACGACGAAGCAUGUCCAUCACCACUACAUCCACCACCACGCCGUCCCCAAGACCAAGGAGGAGAUCGAGGCAGAGGCCGCACAGAGGGUGCGCUGCUUCUGCCCCGGGGGCCCCGAGUAUUACUGCUACUCCAAGUGUAAAAGCCACCCCAAGGCCCCGGAGCCCGGGCCGGCGGAGCAGUUCGGCGGCAGCAGAGGCGGCACCCUGCCCAAGCGCAAUGGCAGAGCCACUGAGCCCAGCCUGGCCGCCGGGGACGGAACGGGGGCGCUGCAGCUGCCGGGGGAGGAAGGAGACAGGUCGCAGGAUGUCUGGCAGUGGGUGCUGGGGACCGAGCGGCCGAGCAAGCCCAAGCCCCAUAGUGCCCAAAGCACAAAAAAGGCCUACCCCUUGGAAUCGGCCCGCGUGUCCCCAGCCGAGCGAACCGGCCGACACCACCUGUGGGGGGGCGGCAGCGGGCACCCCCGAGCCGCCCCCCGCACCCACCCGUUCACCCAGGACCCUGCGAUGCCUCCCCUCACCCCACCCAACACCCUGGCGCAGCUGGAGGAGGCCUGCCGCAGGCUGGCGGAGGUGUCGAAGCCCUCGAAGCAGCGGUGCUGCAUGGCCAGUCAGCAGAGGGACAGGAGCCACGUGGCCGCUGGUCAGACGGGAGCCGCACCCUUCUCCACCCCAGGCCUGGCUGCAGAAGAUCACAAAGAGCCAAAGAAGCCAGCAGGGGUCCACGCGCUCCAGGCCAGCGAGUUGGUCGUCACUUACUUUUUCUGCGGAGAAGAAAUUCCAUACAGGAGGAUGCUGAAGGCUCAGAGCCUGACCCUGGGCCACUUUAAAGAGCAGCUCAGCAAAAAGGGAAAUUAUAGGUAUUACUUCAAAAAAGCAAGCGACGAGUUUGCCUGUGGAGCGGUGUUCGAAGAGGUCUGGGACGAUGAGACCGUGCUCCCCAUGUACGAAGGCCGGAUCCUGGGGAAGGUGGAGAGGAUCGACUGAGCCCCGGGGCCUGGUGGUGGCCAGGCUGGAGUCCGCACGCAACAUGUUGAAGGAAAAAAAAAACCCAAUGAAGACAAAGUCUAGGGAAGAAUUGGCCAGUGGGC
Molecule: messenger RNA, 3488 nt
Organism: Artibeus jamaicensis (Jamaican fruit-eating bat)
Lineage: Eukaryota; Metazoa; Chordata; Mammalia; Chiroptera; Phyllostomidae
Gene: AXIN2
Product: axin 2
Exons: 12
Coding region: 706-3384 (892 amino acids)
Biological process (GO): negative regulation of canonical Wnt signaling pathway
Source: RefSeq, a predicted model, not a curated record